Molecule: messenger RNA, 1456 nt
Organism: Tinamus guttatus (white-throated tinamou)
Lineage: Eukaryota; Metazoa; Chordata; Aves; Tinamiformes; Tinamidae
Source: RefSeq, a predicted model, not a curated record
AUGGAGAGUUUCGUGCAUCUCGUUGUGUUGCAGUUCGAGAGCGAUGCUGUCAUUCCCGGAGUACAGCUGAAAAUCUGGUCUCCAGUUAUACUGAGGAACGCCACUGUCAGUUGUUCCAUUCUUGGCAAGGAGGACAAAAAUCUCCCAAAAAAGCCUUUUGGCCCCGGGCUGGGCGGCUCUCGCCGCUCUCCUGGGGCCGGGGAGCACACGCGAGUUGAGGGGUUAAUAGGUGAAACCUGGGGGAAAUUUCAGGAAAAGAGGACAGUAAUUGGAUCAGCUUGUGAUCUUCUGGCUGCAAUUGCAGUUGUCGGGGUCCUGGUCACCAUGCACAUUCCCACUUGCUUCUUUUUUGCCUGCCUGACUGCGGUGAGUCACGUCUGGGGCCGAGUGAGCAGCCAAGGAUCAGGUCGACUGAAGCUCACUGUCCUUUCGGAAGACAGACUCCAAAUGAAAUGGAAGGAAACUGAAGGGAACAUCAGUGGCUACAAAGUUCGGGUAAAGCCCAUGGCAGGGGACUCGGAGCAAGAAGUUAUGCUGAAAACCAAGACUCCCAAAGCCACAGUUGCGGGGCUGAGCCCUACCAAGGAAUACACAUUGCAGGUCUAUGUGCUUAAUGGCUCCCAGGAAGCCCUGUUUGCCAAAAGGAAAUUCGUGAUUGAAGAGCUCAAAAAUGCAUCCCAGACUAGGAAUAACAGAAGAAACUCAGGAACCAUAUCCGAAAAGAACCUCACAUCUCCAGGGAGUUCAACAGCUGAGCAUGACUCAGCAUCAGCGACCACUUCACCACCGCUGACUGUGGUCUUGACACAGACAGCAAAGGACAGAACGGAAAGGAAAAGACAGAAAGGGAGUCACGCCAAGGUCUCUGGUGAAGCUAUGAGAAACCGAGCCAGCGCUGAGGCCAGUGUGACAGAAGCAACAGCAACAAGCACUAGAUCACCGCAGCGCACUCCUGCAAACACGGGACGAGAGUCUCCAGGCAAAGAAAAACCCACCAAGGACUCACUGAAGAGAGGUUCCCAGUUCCAGUGUGACACAUCUGCAAUGAUUGAUAUUGUCCUGCUUGUGGAUGGGUCUUGGAGCAUUGGACGCAACAAUUUCAAGCUAAUUAAGGAAUUCCUGAGCACUUUGAUUUCCCCAUUCAAUAUUGCCCAGGACAAGAUAAGAAUAGGGCUGUCCCAGUACAGCAGUGAUCCCCGCACAGAAUGGGAUUUGAACACAUACACUACGAGGGAUGAGGUGCUGGAAGCCGUGCGGAAUUUGCGGUACAAAGGAGGCAACACAUUUACAGGUCUCGCUUUGACCCACGUCCUGGAGCAGAAUCUAAAACCGGAAUCUGGUGCCCGCUUGGAAGCAGAGAAGUUGGUGAUCCUCUUGACUGAUGGAAAAUCCCAAGAUGAUGCCAACCUGGUUGCUCAGACCUUGAAAAACAUGGGUAUAGAGAUCUUCGCCAUUG